Messenger RNA from Drosophila persimilis, 621 nucleotides. Its product is annotated as protein sisterless A. NCBI's taxonomy places the organism in Eukaryota, Metazoa, Arthropoda, Insecta, Diptera, Drosophilidae. The transcript has a single exon. Bases 1 to 621 code for a protein of 206 amino acids. The record is from RefSeq and is a predicted model, not a curated record.
AUGGAACAGAGCCAUCUCUAUCUGCAUAAAUUCUACGCCCAGAUCAGUCCAGGGCCCCUCAUAGUCAGCGCCACUGGCCUUCAUCCGCAGAGCAGACCGGCAACGCAGCAACCCGAGCACAUUGACGAGCUGGUGGCUCUGGAGCUGCAGCACCUGAAGACGCACUACGCCGACGAGGAGCAACGGUAUGUGGACCAGAUGCUGCUCGCGAACCCCAUUGUGGUGGAGCGACGGGCCCAACCUAGACCGGAGACGACAGCGUCCGGCGCACCAUCCCCGACAGAGGCAUCCAGAACAGUACCAGCGCCAACACCCUCGCCCAGAGCCACAUCCGCAGCCGCUCCAAUGGCCAGCAGUCGCCACGACACCCAGCGGCAGAGGGCCGAGUCCUGCCGCAAGUCGCGCUACAACAACAAGAUCAAGAAGGCCAAGCUGCGCUUCCGUCACAAGUUCGUCAGCAGCCAGCUGACGGAGAGCGCCGGAGUGCUGGACCACAUGCGGGAGGUGAUCGCUCAGGCGGAGGCGGAGCUGCUGGCGCGGGGCUUCAAUAUGGGAGCCCUGGAACGCAUGCGCAGGAACUUCGGCGUGGAUCGGUGCAUGACAACGGCCAUGGACCAGUGA